UUGACUAUGAAACACUGCGUCUCCGUUCUCUUACACUAUUUAUAUGUUUGCUUUUUUCUCGAACUAGUUAUUCUUCGCCAACCAAUUUUAAUUUUUUCUUUCUUUUGCUUCGUCCUUCUAGGAAACGAUGAUGCGCGGAGUUUUUGGAAAGUCUCCGGAGAAACUGAAACCCGAAUUGGAAAGUGAAGCUGGUGAAGAGGAUUUAGGUGUGAAACUCACAGUUUUGAGAGAUGCAAUGAUCCAAAUGCGAAUUCAAUUUCUCCAGUUUCAAAGUGUCUUCAAAUUUUGGGAUUCCAAUGAAGACAAAUUUGUGAAUGACCUGAAAGCAUUGAAGAUCAUUGUAACAGUUGUUCAGAAUAGGAUUGAAGACCUCAGAAACGUGGCUUCGGAGUACAUUGAAUUGCAAAAUUCACAGCUAGCAAAAAGAAAAUUGGACAAGUUCGACGAUAUUUUGAAUCUGAUCGUUUUGGAAAUAAAUGAACUAGAGAGAGACAAUUUCUCAAUUCAAAAAGUUGAGAAACUAAUUAACAAGCUUAACCCAUUUGAUGUUCCAACUUUUGAAACUUUGGAAGAAGACACUGCAAAUCCAGAAAAACUACCCGUUAGCAGAAAAGCCACAAAUUUUCCAGAUCAAUUGACAAAACAAACAGCUCAAAGGGAGGAAGAAAGUGAAAUUCGAAAUGAUAAUUCAAAAAUGGAGAAUGGUCAAGCUAAAAUUUACAAAAUCUUCCGGAAACCAGUUCUUCUUUUUGUAAAUUAUCUUGAGGAUGAGCAAACUCUAUCUACAAUACAAUCACUCAGUGAUAAUCAAAUAGAUUACACUAUAUUUGAUGUUUCCACAGAUUCUGAAAUUCGAUUUAUUUCAAAAGCAUUAUCAGAUUGUGAAACCUUCCCUCAGCUGUUCGUUGAUGGAGCUUUUGAACCAUUGUCAAAUCUAGAAAAUUUGCUUCCGAAGCUUCCCAAGGUCUACACAAUGAAUUGAAUCACUAUUUUCUACCUGAUCUUUUUACAAACCUCAUUUACUCCGAAUACCUCGUAAAACUCACAUGAUGAAUCUAUUUAUUAAUGAAAUGAAGUUAUUAAAAACCGUAAAA
Molecule: messenger RNA, 1094 nt
Organism: Caenorhabditis elegans
Lineage: Eukaryota; Metazoa; Nematoda; Chromadorea; Rhabditida; Rhabditidae
Gene: F47B8.3
Product: Glutaredoxin domain-containing protein
Exons: 4
Coding region: 128-982 (284 amino acids)
Cellular component (GO): mitochondrion
Source: RefSeq, marked reviewed